GAAGAUAUCGACAAAUACGCUAAACGCUUCGACGAUAUCGUAAAUCGGAGGCUACCGGUGCCGCCCGGGCUUACCGUUCAGAAGGAAUACCAGAGAGUAAAGGACGAACAAAACGCGCAGACUAUUUAUAAAAUUCAGGACCUAUUUGUCGAUGAUGUCCUAUUCGAGUAUUGCAAACACCCUAAUGUCUUGGACUAUGUCGAGGCCUUCAUUGGACCCAACCUAAUGGCCAUUCACAAUAUGCUGAUAAACAAACCGUCCGAUUCGGGGUCCAAGUUAAUCAGCGAAGAAAUGGUCCCGCGGGAGUGGGACUACAGUGUAUGGAAUGAGGCACGGGAGUGGGAAUCCCGUACAGCAACUUCGGGAGUGAGGUCCCGCAUUGACUCCCGCAUUAGCAAAAGCAUGUUAAAGGCCCUGUACGAGGUAUGUUCGGGAGUGGAGGGAGUGAUUCGGGAGUCCAGCCAAACCUUAUGUGCGGGAUCCAAGUCCUCCCGGCACCCAUUACACCAGGAUAUCAGUUACUUCCCACUCAGACCUAUGGACGGCAUAGUGUGCGCGUGGACUGCAAUGGAAACUGUAAACCGAGCCAAUGGGUGCCUGGUAUGCAUACCGGGUACACAUAAAGGUGCCCACCUCGAGCACUGGUACCCUGAAUGGGACGGUGGUGUCAACAAAGGGUACUACGGUGUAAAAGAUAUGCCAGCGACUGGGUAUGAGCGUCGGGUGCACUUGGAAAUGGAGGCCGGGGAUUGCAUAUUCUUUCAUCCGUUGCUAAUUCACGGGUCGGGCACUAAUAGGACACAAGGCUUUCGCAAAGCAAUAUCGUGUGACUACGCGAGCUCCGACUGUCAGUACAUCGACGUGAAGGGAACGUUGCACGAGAAAAUGGCCGAUGAGAUAAUGGAGCAUGUUAAUAAGAGCAUCAUAUUUAACCAAGAGUACGGCAAACAGAUCACAAAUUAUUCCUUAUUAUUCAAAACACGCGCACAGCUCGUGAGGGGAAUGCGAAUCAACGUGUGA
This is a messenger RNA of Oppiella nova, 1020 nucleotides long. The record is from the annotation of a GenBank genome assembly. Lineage: Eukaryota; Metazoa; Arthropoda; Arachnida; Sarcoptiformes; Oppiidae.